Messenger RNA from Adineta ricciae, 639 nucleotides. Lineage: Eukaryota; Metazoa; Rotifera; Eurotatoria; Adinetida; Adinetidae. The record is from the annotation of a GenBank genome assembly.
AUGGCUAAAGCCUAUGAUUAUUUAUUUAAAUUGCUUCUCAUUGGUGAUAGUGGCGUAGGAAAAACAUGUGUGCUUUUGCGUUUCUGUGAUUCGGCAUUUAGCACGACUUUCAUUUCAACUAUCGGAAUUGACUUUAAAAUUCGAACUAUCGACCUCGAUGGCCGUAAGAUCAAAUUACAAAUAUGGGAUACUGCCGGUCAAGAACGAUUCAAAACGAUUACAACUGCCUAUUAUCGUGGUGCAAUGGGAAUUAUGUUAGUAUAUGAUAUAACUAGUGAAAAGAGUUUUGAUAACAUCAAAAACUGGAUUCGUAAUAUUGAAGAACACGCAUCAGCGGAAGUAGAGCGAAUGCUUAUAGGAAAUAAAUGCGAUAUGCAGGAUAAACGACAAGUCAGUCGAGAAAAGGGUGAACAUUUGGCCACGGAAUACGGAAUUAAAUUCAUGGAAACUAGUGCCAAAGGAAAUAUCAAUGUGGACGAAGCAUUUCUUUCUCUUGCCAAAGAUAUCAAAGCCAAAAUUGACAAAAAAGCGGGUACCGAUCAAACUGGUAAUCGAGUAGUGUCAGGUGGUAUUAGGCCAAAAGCAGAUACAAAUAAGAAAUCUGGUACAUCGUUUUGGUCUCGUUGUUCCUUGUUCUAA